AUGCCGCCAAAGACGGUCGAGGAGGAGCUUGCGGAGCUCGAAUUGCUCGGUGCGGAGGCACCUGCGGCUCCUCUGCAGAAGAAGGGAUCCAAAGCUGCUCGCCAGAAGCUGCCACAGGAGGACGAUGCGCUGAAGGGUUUGGAAGAGCUCGAGGACCUUGGCAAGUUCCAACGGCCUGAAGGCCUGCGUCCAACAAGUCGUCCGAACACGCCCAAGCUGUCCUCAUCCUCAGUGGCCUCGAGCAACAGAAGAGGUGCUGAUAUCGCGACACCUUCUUCUACAGGCUCAGCACGAACCAGUGAGGAUCGUGCAGCACCACCAAGGAAGUCGGGAGAGAGCACACUGUCAUUUCACCAGAGCAUUGCGCCCCCUCAGGAAGAGCCAGCCACAGCAGCGCCGGCACCGAAGGCGGAGGCACCGGCAGCGUCGGGCGGCUCCUGGUGGGGCGGAGGAUGGGGCGGCAUCCUGAACACGGCGACCGAAGCUGCAAACGCGGCCAAGAAGCAAGCAGAAGCUGCUUACCAGGAGCUCCAGAAGAACCAGGAAGCACAGAAAUGGGCCGAACAAGUGCGAGGCAGAGUCGGUGACCUUCGUGGCAUGGGAGGCGAGCUGAGCAAGCACGCACUGCCAACCUUCACCAACAUUCUGCACACCCUUGCCCCACCUAUCGCACAGCAUGAACGACUCCAGAUCCACAUUACACAUGACCUCAUCGGUUACCCUUCGCUCGAUCCCAUCAUUUACCAGACCUUCUCUACGGUCAUGGCCCAAGUCGAAGGCGGUGAUCUGCUGGUCAUCCAGCGCGGCUCCGAGUCCACACUACGCCAGUCGCUGGACGGCUACAGGGGCGGCGGUGGGGGUUGGAAUGACGGACCAUGGUGGCGCCACGCUGAGAAGCGAGAUCUGAGCACAGUCAAAGGGCUUGUGGAGGGCACAAAGCUUACAAGAGUGAGCGCCGAAUCAUAUGCUGACGAAUUCUUUGCUGCUAGAGGAGGCGUCGAGGCAGCUGCGAAGCAAGCUACCGAAGCUCUCAGCGAAAGCAACCCCGUGCGGAGCAGCGACAUAUUCAUCGCGAUCCAAGCUAUUAGCUACUCAACACCCACAGAACUCUUUGGCACAUCAACAGCAGCCGAUACAAAGGAACGAGACGCUCAGGAGCAGAAGGAAGACGAAGAGUUGAUUGUCUUCGCUGUUUAUCUGCACGACCCGAUUCAUGGCAUUACCUUUAAAACAAUCAGCCAGGCUUUCCCUGAAAAGUGGGCAGAGUGGCUUGAUGCGCCGGCCAACACAGAAGCUGCUGGCGAAGAGCAGCAACUGCCACAUGAAAUCCAGGAGAUCAUCGAGAGCGGUGGCGUUGAUCCCCGUGAGUGGGUAUCUGAGUGGAUGGAAGAAACAAUCAGUCUUAGCGUUGGUAUCGUCGCGCAACGCUAUGUUGCACGCCGUAUGGGCGUUGGCGAAGGUGGCCUUGGUAAGGGCAAGGCACGAGAAGCGAACCUCGAGGAUGGCGCUGGUGAGGCAGCACGAGCUGGCAUCAUUUGA
Molecule: messenger RNA, 1539 nt
Organism: Didymella exigua CBS 183.55
Lineage: Eukaryota; Fungi; Ascomycota; Dothideomycetes; Pleosporales; Didymellaceae
Exons: 2
Coding region: 1-1539 (512 amino acids)
Source: RefSeq, a predicted model, not a curated record